Messenger RNA from Gamsiella multidivaricata, 2680 nucleotides. Its product is annotated as kinase-like domain-containing protein. The record is from RefSeq and is a predicted model, not a curated record. Bases 222 to 2507 code for a protein of 761 amino acids. The transcript is spliced from 3 exons. Gene Ontology annotation, molecular function: protein binding; ATP binding; protein kinase activity. NCBI's taxonomy places the organism in Eukaryota, Fungi, Mortierellomycota, Mortierellomycetes, Mortierellales, Mortierellaceae. Gene Ontology annotation, biological process: protein phosphorylation.
CCCACCCCUCCUCUCACCCGUCCUCCCUCUCCUCCUCUCACUCCUCCUCCCUCUUACUCUCUCUCUCUCUCUCACGCUCUCUUUCUCGCAGUCUCUCUCACUCUCACUCUCAUUCUCACUCUCACUCUCACUCUCUCUUUCUCGCAGUCUCUUCCCUCCCCCAGAGACAUCUCAAGCAACUCCAUCCUCCCUCGCUCUCCUCCCCACACAACAUACAAGCCAUGUUCGGCAUGCAGUCCAUGAUGAUACCCAAGGCCACAAUAGUCACCGACGAAAUCUCCUCCGCCAGCUCAAUCAAGAGCGGCAAGAGCGGCAAGAGCAACAAAAGCCUCCCCAAAGACACCGACACAAACAGCGACACACAAAACAGCUCCACCACCAGCAAGCUCGUCGGACUCUUCAAGAGCAACAGCAUCAGAAGCGGCAGCAUAUCCUCCGGCACAUCCGCCGCCCCCACUUCGAGCCCCCAUCAGCACGACAUGGGAGUUCUCACGGAAGAAAAUCACCAACCAGUCGAUCUCGAUAGCUACCGCCAAAGUCUUCAAUGGCUUCAACAGACGUGUCGGCCCGUCUUCAUGAAGGAGCUGAUGCAGGUCAGCAGCGUGCCCGUCCCCAUCACAGCCAACAACGCCAAGCACUCCGAUAUGAUCGGAGGCAUCCAGCAAGUGCAGGUCGCUACUUGGAAGCAGUGCCAGGUCCAGGUUGUUCCGGUCGACAAGUGGGGUUCCCCACAGGAUGUCCUUCAUGAGAUCCAAGCCCUACAUAGGCUACGUAAAUGCCGGCAAAUCAUCCAGCUGUAUGGCUAUCUCCCAAAUAUAUCCACCACUGCGAACUCAAGUCAGAUUCCAGCCCUUCUACUCCAGCAGCCCAACUAUGGAUCUCUCCGCCAGUUCCUCGAUCACCACUUUGAUUCUAUCCAAUGGCCUGAGCGCUACAAACUAGCUCUUGACAUUGCCCAGGGCCUUCGGUUCCUGACAUCACAAGGCGUGCCUUGUACAAUGCACUCUGGAAACAUUCUCAUCGACAAUGAGGGUGUUGCCAUCCUCACAGGAUUUGGUAUCCCAGCAGGCCUCAUCACCGCGGCACCAUGCCAAAUGACGGCCCAGCCUUCUCCAUCCUCAUUACUGGUCUAUAUGGCGCCCGAAAAACUCCAGGGCAAAAAGGAUCAUUCACCUGACUGGGAGGUGUAUUCGCUCGGUAUCCUGCUCUGGGAACUGUCCUCAGGACGGAUUCCUUUUGAUGAGAUCAUUGCACGCGCCGAAGCUGGUCCUAGGCUCUCCAAGAACAUGGAGCAAUUGUCUUCAGCCAUUGUAAAGGGCCUUCGCGAGGAGACGAUUGCUGGCACACCCGAGAUCUACGAGCAGCUCUACAAGAUGUGCUGGGAGGGUGAAGCAGAGUCGAGGCCACCGCUUGAGGUUGUUGAGGAGACUUUGCAGAUGCUUGUUGUUGUUGAGCCGAUGGAUAUGCUGAUGUUACCUGGAGAAGAAAUGGGUAUGUCUGUGGCCACUGUCGUCUCUGAUAGUAUUGACGCCGACGCUCUCAGCACAUACACACGGUCAAACAGCACCCGCUCUAGCUCACCCGGCCCUAGUCAUGUGCGUUCCUUUACUCGUCCACAAACCCUCCAUCAAGCUGUCAGUGUUUCCAACCCAGACAUGACGGAGUGGUAUAUUCUCUCUGGGCACGACAUCAAUGGAUACGCGAUCGUGCCAACAUACUCGCUCGAGUGCGAGAUUACGCCCGUCCAGACAUGCGUCGGACAUUUCCUUCCCAGCUCGCUCCCUAUUCUGAAAGAGCUCAUGGAUCAGGAUGCCGAUAUUUCUCUCCUCGCUAAGCGAUCCGAACAGAACUGCCUGCAUAUCCUCCUGGACCGCUAUAUACCCUUUAAGAACGAGAAUGACUCGGCGCAUCUAUUUGCAGCACUUGAAAUGCUUCUCGAGGCUGGCGCAGAGGUGAAUGCCAGGGAUGUCCAGGGUUACACACCCUUGCACCUGCUAAUGAAAAACCCCAAGAUCUCGCCCGAGGACGUGGUCGAGGUCAUGAACAGGAUGGUGGCCAAGGGAGCCGAUACGUCGAUCCAAGCGCCCCGAGACGGCAAUGUGUUGUCACUGGCAGCCAAAUACCUGCAUUUCGAGGCUGCUCGCACAAUCUUGAACACCGACGUCCUUGCCUCUGAGCCCGAAUCGAUCGACCGUGCGAUCGAGUCCUGUAUGACGAUGACAGGUCGUGCAACAGACAAGUUUGUCAACCUGAGGACGAAGACAAGGGAGCUCCUUAAGUUGUGGACGGGCAAGGCUGGUGCACCAAGGCGAGAGAAGGUUGUCGUCAAGGUUCUCACGGAGGCGGGACAGCUGGACCCGACGGGACUGCGCGCCAAGGUCAAGCCCGUGCGCCUGGCACCGCAGAUACAGCUGGACUGCGCCAACCGCUAUUAUGAUCUUCAUAUCAAGAAGAAGCGGGAGAUGAUACUGCAUAAUAUGGGCGGCAUGCAAGGGAUCUUCCGAUAAAGACGUAGAUCGUCUUCAGAUUCAUACAGACAUACACACACAUACACACACACACACACACAUCCUUCCAAUAUCUUUUGCAUGUCCCACCAUUUUCCCACACACACACACACACACACACCCCAUUCAUUACAUGUCAAGUAUAUAGCGCCGAACCUGCAUGGAUAUAUGAA